Messenger RNA from Cavia porcellus (domestic guinea pig), 5548 nucleotides. RefSeq names its product dual specificity phosphatase 11 (gene Dusp11). The coding region runs from base 130 to 1110 and encodes 326 amino acids. Gene Ontology annotation, molecular function: protein tyrosine/serine/threonine phosphatase activity; polynucleotide 5'-phosphatase activity. Gene Ontology annotation, biological process: protein dephosphorylation. NCBI's taxonomy places the organism in Eukaryota, Metazoa, Chordata, Mammalia, Rodentia, Caviidae. The transcript is spliced from 9 exons. The record is from RefSeq and is a predicted model, not a curated record.
AACGCGUCAGGCGGGGACGCAGGCGCAGUAGCGAGGCAUCCGUAUGCCUUUGGAGCGUUUUGGUACGGAGAAGUCGGGACCACGGCUCUGACUUGCUUGAAAUCCGGAGAGCGGCUUUUCGGGACCCACAUGAGCCAAUGGCGUCACGCACGCAGUGGCUGGAGCCGCGGACGCGACUUUCAUGGACCUCCUUCAGCCAAAAAGAAAGGUGGAAACCGCAUCCCGGAAAGGUGGAAAGACUACCUCCCAGUUGGACAGCGGAUGCCUGGUACUCGUUUCAUUGCUUUCAAAGUACCUUUGCAAAAGAAUUUUGAAGUGAAUCUUGCUUCAGAAGAACGCUUUUCUCUUUUGGAUCUUUUUAACAAAGUCCAAGAGCAAAAUGAAGAGCUUGGACUGAUUAUUGAUUUAACAUAUACUCAGCGCUAUUACAAACCAGAGGAUUUACCAGAAACUAUGCACUAUUUAAAAAUUUUUACAGUUGGGCAUCAGGUGCCUAAUGAUAAAACUAUUUUUAAAUUUAAAUGUGCUGUUAAUAAAUUUUUGAAGGAAAAUAAAGAUAAUGACAAACUUAUUGGUGUCCACUGUACCCAUGGUUUAAACAGGACUGGCUACCUCAUCUGCAGAUAUUUGAUUGAUGUAGAAGGCAUGAGGCCAGAUGAUGCAAUUGAAUUAUUCAAUAGGUGCCGAGGACAUUGCAUAGAAAGGCAAAACUACAUUGAAGAUCUUCAGAAUGGUCCUAUCAGAAAGAACUGGAAUUCCGGUGUAUGCAGAUCAAGUGGUUUUGAAGAUUCUGAGGAACCAGUACACAGCUAUAACAACAGAUCUGUUAAUGGUGGACCAAAGUAUAACCUACACAAUCUACCCCCUACCCAGCAUUUUCAUAACCGGACCCAGAACUGGCAACAAUCAGUCAGAAAAUUUUCACAAACUCAGAAUGUUUACCAGAGAGGCCAUAUCCCUCCUCCUGGCCCUGCUGGAGAGGACUAUUCACAAAGGAGAUACUUUUGGAAUAUGAAGCCACAUGGCAGUCAAGCAGCUCAGAAUAAGAGGUGGUAUGCUCCUGGUUACCAGAGACUGUCUUCUCCAGCCUAUUGGGGAUGGAACAAGUGAUACAGGCCUGUCCUGGAAAUCUACCUGAUAAACAGAGCUGGGCUGAAGAUUGCUAAAGUGACUUACAGUAAAAAUCAGGUCAGAUUAUUUUUCAGGUCAGAUGAAAUUUUUAACAAAAAUUUAUUGCUCCGUUAUAUGUGUUCAGACUUAAAGAAAAAUUAUGAUAAUAUUACCUCUUCACUCAUAAAUUCAUAUUAUAGCAAUGCAAAGAAUUGGUCAUUCCAUUUAAAUUUUUCUACAGAAAGAUAUUUUAGAUCUGAUAAAAUAUUAACUUCCUUUGCGAAUUACUUUUUAAAAUUCUAUCCUUUUUUUCUAUGUAUUUCAUUUUGAUAGACUUGUGAUAUGAUUUUUUUAGUGUUUUUGUUAUGUUUGUUGACCCAGUCUUUUUUUCUCUAACUGUUCAAAUUUUUUACUAAAUUUUACCUAGAAGGACAAGUUUCUUUAGAACCUAGUCACUGUGUGUAUUAAUUCUUGUAUUUUUGUGAUUAGGUAUUUUUUUCUUGGGCAGUCAGUAUUGGAAUUUGACCAGCUUCCUUGUACUGAACUGCCAGAUGUGCCAUCAAACACAAAGAUGGAUAAAAAUAUUAGGGAUUAUUAAUUGGGCAAGAAAGAUUAAUUACAGUGUUGGAAAAAUGAUAAUUUUCCAAAUGAUCUGAUCACAGGAUAAAUGCCAUCAAAGAGAUUGAACCAUCCAUCCAGAGAGCUUGAAAACUUAAUAGAUUUAUAGAAGUUGCUCCAUGAAUGGAGUAAGAUAUGAACAUAAAUUGCCUGGAAUAUCUAGGACUUAUUUUUGUCUUUUGAACAUAACUCUCUGGGAUCUUUCUCCAGUUGCCUCUUAUGCUGGAGUGGUGCUUUACCUCAGGAAUACACAGGUAGAUCACUUGAGAGGGUGUUAAUUAUUUUUAGUUGCAGAGGAAGCUAAACAUCGUUGCUUGCUUGAGAAGGUAUUUAAAUACCAUGACACAUAUUAAGCCUCUGUGAAUAUUUGAGGAAUUCUUGGGCAACUCAGACUCAUUUUUUUUUAAAGCCUCUUGAUUUUGAGGAUUUGUAUCAUAGAAUGCCUAAUACCAUAUAUGAUAGUUGUUUUAUAUAUGAACAAUGUGUGGAACCUGACUGUAAGAAAGUACUUGUAACUCAGCUGUUCUCCUUGCCUAUAUCUCAUUUAGUCAUGUUGCGCUACUUCAUCUAAAUGAUAGUUCAUAAAGUUUUUCUCUGCUUGCCACAUUUAAGAGAGAUACAGAAGUCCUUUGGUUAUAAAAUUGUUCCCCAAGAGAUAUCAUGAAGCUUUACAUUGGAAGGCAUUCAAGCAAAACAGCUGUGAGGCAAAAAAAAAAAAAAAGCAUGGGUGCAUAUGGGAAUCUACCUAGUUGUAAUGAAUGACUUGGCAAAGUGGGUAUGUGGUGCACACCUAUAAUACAGCACUUGGGAGCCUGAGGCAAGAGGAUCAUAGGUUUUCUUCCUACCUGGGAACUCAGUAAGACCCUGUCUCAAAAAAAAGCCCAGGGUUGUAGCUCAGUAGAAAAGCUCUGGUUCAAUCACCACUAUGGCUGAAAAGAGGAAUGACUCACAAGCCAUUUUUGAGGAGCUUACGUUAGUGCCAUCAUUUAGGCUAUGUCACUUUCAGAAUUUUUUUUUUCUUGACUCUGUUGCCCCCUUUAUGUGCUACACAUUUCAAUGCUUAGUGUGGCUUAUUGAAACAGACCUGCUGUUUGAUAUCUCAUGUCCCAUUUAUUAUUCAGUACACUGGUUCUGGCUUCUGCACUAUUGAAAAAGCUUAAGGCCUCUAGGUAAAGGACAAGUACCUUUCUUUUUGAAAAAUUUUUAGUGGUCUAUUUAAGCUUUUAAAAUUUGUUUUUAUUUAAAAAGCAAAUAUGAAUAGUUUAAAGUUCAAGUAGCUAUGUUGAGAUUACCAUGAAAAAGAACACUCCUUUGUCUGAACCCUAAUUGUCAUCAUUUCUCAAAGGCAAAUACAGUGUUUUAUACUAUUUAAAUAAUGUGCGUGUAUGUGUGUGGUGUGCCACUUCUUGAUUUUUCAAUUGUCUUACUAUCUGUUAAAGAAUUUUUACUAUAGUAAAUGAGGAUUUAGCCCUUUAACACCACACUACAGUUGCUUCCCAGCUUUUGGUUAAAUCAGUAUUCUGAGUUUGUGUUACUAGCCAAGUAUCUUUCCUCAUGAGCCAUAAUUUACCAUAGUUAUGUUUUCUUUCUUAUAUGUUUUUUUAUUUUUUAUUAUUUUUUUAUUCUCUUUGCUGUUUUCCUAUUUACCUUAUUCAUUCUCUGAAUGUCUAAUAACAUAAAAUAUUUCAAUAUGAAUAAAUGAUUGUUUAUUCUUUCAAAUAUUCUUUUUUUCUGUUGAUGUCCUGGGAACUAAACUCAGGGCAUUGUGCCUACUAGGCAAGUGCACUACCACUAAUCUACACCUCUGACUCGUGUGUGUGUGUGUGUGUGUGUGUGUGUGUGUGUGUAUCUGUCUAUCCUUAAUUUUUAAGGAAAUGAAGUCUUACUGUGUUGCCCAAGUUGGCCUUAAGCUCCCAGAUUCAAGUAAUCCUCUCCCUCAGCUUCCUAAGUAGUAGGACCAUAGACAUAUGCCACUGCACAUAGCUCUACAUUAAUUUCUAAGAGCUAGCUCUUUCUGAAUGGCAGGUUUUUUUUGCAGAAAAAGAUAGUUUUUUCAAGUGAUGCACUGUCUUAUACUUCGUUAAUGUUACCAGAUUUUACAGUUUCUUUGGUUCCCUUCAUCAGUCUUUUUCUCCCUUAUAUAUACAUCUUGUCUCUCAUGUGAGAGAUGUUCUUGAAACACUUGGUGAGCAUAUUUAUUUGUUAUCUAUAUAUACCUAAGAUGGCAGCACUAAAAGCCGAGGGAAGUUCUAUUUUAGGACAAGAUGGCUAAUCAGGUUAUUACCUUCCCCUUGCUGCACACAUUUAGGCUUUAUUUUUUUACCACUCUUGUCUUUUUUUCUUCGUUUUUUGAGACAGGGUCUCACCAUGUAGUUCAGGUUAGCUUUGAACUCACUAUGUACCCCAGAGUGGCCUCAGAUUCCCAGUGAUCUUCCUACCUCAACCUCAUGAGGAUUAUAGGUGUGUGUCAUUCAUAAAAUAAAAAGAGCCACUAAGCUCUUUUUCAUUAUUCUGACAGAUAUCAUCUGUAAAAUUUUUAUUGACUCUCCUAUACCAUGUCUUAUGUCUUCCACCCUGGGGAGUUUUAGUCUUAAAAGUUCCUUAAAAUGUCAUUCAGUAGGGUUUGGGUAGGGCUAGAAAUUUUUGACAAUCAGAGCCAGUGUAAUGAGAUUUCAUUACCAAAUAAACUUAGGUAAUUGUUUUGGUGCUUCACAUCCCGGGAGUGUAAGCCAUUGAGUGUCCUAAGUCAUUAUUUGGACCUGUAAUGCCAGCCACAAAUGCUCCUUCUAAGGAGGGAGGCUCAUCUAUGAUCCUGAUUAAACCUUCUCAGUGACCUUCAAACCAGAGUCAUAGUUACGUCCUGAAAACAGACUCAUUCCUCUUAUAAACCUCAAAGCCACCUGACCUUCAUACUCUGUUUUCAACCAACUCCUCAUUAAGACUUCUGUAUCUAACUGCAAGCUGACUUUUCUGUGCCCUUUGGAUUCCCUUCCAUAUCUGCAUGCCAGCUAUUGAUGACUACUCUGUGCCACGCAUAUUUAAGACACCAUACCGUCUUCUAGGCUGUUCGACUGCAGUCUCUCCUGUAGUUUCUGUGAACCAAUUAUCAUUUUAGCCAUAUCUCCUCCAUAAAGUCUUCUAUCCCAGUCCUACACUCAAGUGAAUGAUCCCCUUUUCUAAAAGUACCUUGUGUCACUGAUUUAACUUUAUUGAUGUUAUAUGAACACAAGAUCCAAGUCACCACCUGAGAUACCCUCAGCCCGCCCUUUGUGGUAGCACUGUUUGCCUCUGAGUCCACAAUGCCCUUUUUAAGCCUUUGCCAGCAGAAUUUACUGAGAUCCCCAAGCUCAUGGGAACCCAAGUUAACUCUGGGCCCGCAUGGUCCUUCUGACCCCACACUAAGCCUUUGUGCUCUCACAUCUGCCCCUUCCUUUAAAUUAGAGGAAGCGCUCUACCCCGCAGACCUUGGGAUCUGACUGAAGGGUGGAAUGAUCCAGAAGUGUGGAGGAGUCAGCUCCUGGGAAUUCCUGAUUAAUGUGAUGGAAAGGACAGGAGGGAGACUGGCAGGCAAAUGCCCCUUCCUGUGUCCUUGCUGUAGUCUCCUGAGCCAUGGUUUGCCUUAUGAGUCGUCCAGUGAACGCUCAGCCUCCAGAGUGAACAUAAAGACAAACGUACUGCAUGUCUUCCUGGCUCACGCAAAGCCUGGCAGGGCGAUAGCUCAUGACAUCACAAUUGUGCAUUGUAUUUUGCUUCUGUUAACAUUUUCCUCUUUCUUCCUACUGUGUUCUUAUGUAUCUCAAAUAAAAUAUUAGUGAUUGAA